AUAAAUUUGCCACUAUGAACUAUUUCGGGAUUUGUCUGCAGCUUGUUUGGUGAUCCUUGAAAUGUGAGUAUGGUUCAUUUCUGGGAAAUUAAGCAAAAUUAGAGAAAAACCAUAGGAGGGAAGAAGCAAUGACAAUGAUGGGGAUCAAAAAGAAGAAAAAGAGGGGAUGGUUACCAUUUUUGGCAAGAGAACAAUGGUGAUGGAGGGAUAUUGAGGAGGAAGUUGGGGAGAGAGAGACGUGUUGGAGAAAUGGCGAAGGAGGACGCGAGGACAAAAGGAGGAGGAUGUAUCAUCGGGCAAGGACAAUCUUCGUAAAUGUCUCAUGGAUUUCAAACGGGGAGAACAAUUUUCGGAUUUUAGCCCACAUUUUCUAUUGAUUGGUUAUAUUGUUUUCAAUGUCUAGUGGCGCAAUUUGUUGUACGUUUGCUUUCUAUUUCGAUGUAUAAGACAAUCACGAUAAAGCCAAGAGCUUCAAACUUGUUGAAGGAUGAACUUUAACAAAUUUAUGGUAUAUAAACUCCCAGGGAGGAGGAGGCGAGGAGCUUGUUUCUCAGUUCAAUUGACUUCUCAUGUCGGGACGGAAUUAUGCACCGCCGGAUGCAUUCACGCUCCGCCGCCCCGGCGAUCAUCGGGGCGUCCACCGCCUCCCGCCACCCGAAUCGCGACGCCGACUUCCUGCCGCCGUAUUGGAGGACCGCAUCGCCGAUCAGCACCACCAAAUCCAAGGCCUCAUCCUCGAGAACCAGCGAUUCGCCACCGCGCACGUCGCCCUCAAGCGGCAGCUUGCCGGUGUCCAGCAGGACCUCCAGCACCUGACCGCUAGCGCAUCCACCAUCAAGGCGGAGUGCGAUGUGGAGGUGCGCCAUGUGUAUGAGAAUUCAAUUCGAACGAAUGCCGAGAUCCGCGGGAUGGAGGGAGUCGGUGCCGAGCUCGCGCAGGUGAAUGAUGAUAUUGGGAAAAUGAGUGUAGACCGGGAAGAGCUUUGCGCAAAAUUGAAGGAGGUUGAAGAUCAGCUCGCUAAGCUUGAGCCGGAAUUAAAUCAGGUGAAGGAGAUUAAAGGUGGCAUUGCUACAAUGCGGAAGGAGGUCCAAAAAGGAAGGGCUGCUGUUGAGUACGAAAAGAAGAUGCAAAUUAUUAAUCAUGAACAGAGCCAGAUAAUGGAGAAAAAUAUCAAGUCUAUGAGUAGUGAAAUUGAAAAGUUGCGUACUGAACUAGCCGAUGCGGAGAACAGGGCAAGGGCAGUUGCUGCUCUUGCAACACCAAGCCCAGCAUAUCCAACAGGUUAUGGAGCUCCUGCAAUUGGUUAUGGUGGAAACAUGUAUCCCAACCCUUAUGCUUUACAGCAGGUUCAGCCUAAUGCUGCCAGUGGAUAUGGUGGCGGAGUACAUUACAAUCCAUUUCCUUAAUCCUUGUGAUAUGCAGCAACAACCGAACAUUUCAUAGAUGGAUCGUCUGCACUCCACACAGAAUGGUUCUGGGGUAGAGCAUCGCCACCGCCUUUACAGCAUAGAAGAAGCAGAGUGAAGAGACUACUGUAAUUGUUGCCCCCGCAAGGACGCAUACAACAAGUCACAAGCAAGCCAAACGAGGAAGGGAAGUAGCAGAUUGAGGAGGCAGCGUUGUUCUUCGUCGUCUUUUUUUAUCCUCUGCAUAUCCUCGGUGUGCUUUUCUUCUAGUUCACUUCAUGUUGCCGUCUUAACGUACUCUUUUAGGAACAUAAGAAUCAUAUGACGAUUGUUGUUGUUCAAUUGAUUCUUUACCCAUACUAUUCAUGUGGUCAAAUUAUUUUACUCGGUAACUCGGGUAUCUUUUAUAUAUAUACACUUUCAUCUAAAAUAAUGCAGUCAUGACACU
Messenger RNA from Cuscuta campestris, 1854 nucleotides. The record is from the annotation of a GenBank genome assembly. Lineage: Eukaryota; Viridiplantae; Streptophyta; Magnoliopsida; Solanales; Convolvulaceae.